Messenger RNA from Cucumis melo (muskmelon), 1804 nucleotides. Its product is annotated as nudix hydrolase 13, mitochondrial. The record is from RefSeq and is a predicted model, not a curated record. The transcript has 5 exons. Gene Ontology annotation, molecular function: pyrophosphatase activity. NCBI's taxonomy places the organism in Eukaryota, Viridiplantae, Streptophyta, Magnoliopsida, Cucurbitales, Cucurbitaceae. Gene Ontology annotation, cellular component: nucleus; cytoplasm. The coding region runs from base 435 to 1148 and encodes 237 amino acids.
GAUGGGUUUGGUGUGUGGUGGAAUAUAAAAUGGGCGCCGUUGCUAUGCCAUUGGCCCCGCGGAAAUCUCUCUUCUCUUUCCCCCUUUGCUUUCCAUUUACCCAAUUUCUUCUUUUCCUUACUUCUUCUUCUUCUUCUUCUUCUUCUUCUUCUUCUUCUUCUUCUUCUCCUUCUUCUUCUUCUUCUUCUUCUCCUCCCUUUCUCUUCUCUUUCUUCUUCACAUACCCUCAUUGAAUCCUUCACAUUCAAUUCAAACCCCCAUUCAAUGCUCUCUCUCUUUCACAAGCCUCCAUUCCCCUGCUCUUCUCUCUGUUUUUACAUCUUUCAGUGACCCCAUUUCCCUAAACGCCGCUUUAUCCUCCUCCCUUCCGUUCAGAAUUCUUCACAAUUUCUCAACACCCAUCUCCUUGAUUUUCCAUUUUUUUUACUCUAAUUAUGUCUGCGGUCUUAGCAAGAACAGGGCGACAUCGUCAGCGAUACGACGAUCAUUUUCGUCUUGUUUCUGGAUGCAUUCCUUAUAGGCUGAUAGAUGACAGCGAGGAAGUUAACGACCAGUGUGACAUUGAGAACAAGAUUGAAGUUCUCAUGGUUUCUUCACCAAACCGUGACGAUCUAGUGUUUCCGAAGGGUGGAUGGGAGGAUGAUGAGACCCUCCUAGAAGCAGCAUGUCGCGAAGCUGUGGAAGAAGCAGGAGUGAGAGGCAAGCUUAACGAAAAUCCUCUUGGAGUUUGGGAGUUUAGAAGCAAAAGCAGUCAGGACAUUUGCAGCAUGGAGGGAGCAUGCAGAGGAUACAUGUUUGCACUAGAAGUUACAGAAGAGCUUGAGUCAUGGCCAGAGCAGGGAAAUCGCCAUAGGAGAUGGCUCAAUGUUACGGAGGCAUUCAGACUAUGCCGAUACGAAUGGAUGCGUGUGGCACUUGAAGCCUUUCUUCAAGUAAUGGGGGGAGACGAAAAUGGUGAAGCUACGCAAGAGAUGACGGCAGAGACAAGUGCAGUAACAGUUACAAAUGUGGUUGAUUGUGGAUUGAUAUCAUCUAACUGCUGUGGAAGGCCUCCUCCGUUCGGUCAGCAGCAUGGUGGUAGGGGUCAUUCAACAGGCAUAGGAGGUAUUUCAAGGGAUUGCAGACUAGGCAUUACAUUAACUGAAUGAUGAAAAUCUGUGCAGCGGGUUUGUGUAAUCAGUCUCUGGUGGGGGGGGAGGGGGUGGGGGAAGUCGUUCAACUUUGAGAAAGAACAAACAAAACUUUGUAAAGUGAAGGUGAAGGUGAAAGUAAACCUCAAAGUGCAGCAGAAUUAUGAGAAAAGAGAGAGAAGAGCCAGGAGGAGGGGAAGGCUCUUUUUUUUUUUUUUUUGACGGGGGGGGGGGGGGGGGGGAGGAUGAUGGAUGAUUGUUUGUAUGUAGAAGAAGAAGAAGAAGAAGCAACUGUAGCUGGGAGCACAAAGUUAUGUGGUUGGUUUGUUGUUAGUGAUGUUAAUAAAAUAGUUGGACUGUGAUGGAUGGGUUACUGACUGAUGUUGAUGAAUUUUGGGUGGUGGUGGUGGUUGUAAUGCUGUAGCUGCUGUAAAUGAAGAAGCCAAUCAGUGUACAGUUGGAUUUCUUUUUUCUUUUUUAAACUGUUUGUGUUUGCUGUUCAGUGAAAAUGGUUUAGAGGAAAAUUAUUGGGAAUAGUGUACAGUUCCCUAUCUCAUAUCUCUGACCUCUCACCAAAGUACACGCACCUUGUUUUUCUGCAUUUCAUUUCAAUUCCCAUGUUCUUUGCUUCCUCCCAUUCAACAACAAGUUUCACUACAACUUUAAUUCUCCAA